Peromyscus leucopus (white-footed mouse) is the source of this 3154-nucleotide messenger RNA. It is a transcript of the gene Cela1, whose product is annotated as chymotrypsin like elastase 1. The coding region runs from base 2007 to 2807 and encodes 266 amino acids. The transcript has 8 exons. Gene Ontology annotation, biological process: proteolysis. Gene Ontology annotation, molecular function: serine-type endopeptidase activity. The record is from RefSeq and is a predicted model, not a curated record. NCBI's taxonomy places the organism in Eukaryota, Metazoa, Chordata, Mammalia, Rodentia, Cricetidae.
GAUGUGUUCCUAGGAUUGGAAUGCUUAUUUGGAGGGGUUGGGGGGAGGAGUGUCUUGACAUUGAAGGCAACCGAGGUCACUGUCCAUGCUUAAACCUGUAAAUGAGAAUGAGAGAGCCUGAGGUGGGCGCCUGUAACCUCAGCACCUGGAGACUGAGGUUCAAGACCAGACCGUACCUCAAAGAGAAAGGAAGGUUGACCAGUUUAAGGAUGAAGUACCAGUUGUGAAGGGUUUAAGUGGAAGCCUAGAGCUUGUUACUGCUUUUGUUUGUUUGGGAAAGGUCUCCUUUAGCCCAGGCUGGCUCUGAGCUCCUCUCCAGCCUCCUACGUCCCCCACCUUCUAAGCGCUGGAAUCGCAGAUGUGAGCCCCUGCUCCUGGCAGGAGGCUGGUUUUCAAGGGCCCAUGGACUGGGCUUCUCUGGGCCAGGCCAAGAACAGACACAGAUAUGGAACUGAUGAAGCCCUUAAGGGCUGAGGACAUUGGAUGGAGUCUGUCAUGCCGGGCUAUACCCAAGAGGAGGCGCUCAAGCUUUCUCUUAACACACCUCAUCCUGGACCAGCAACUGCCUCUCAGUCUCCAGAGCAGCAAGAAGUUGGAGAGGAAUGGCAAGAGGCCCUGGAUUCUCUGGCCACCUCAGCCCUCUCCAUGAGCUUGCCUCUGGUUUUUUGUUUUGUUUUGUUUUUUGUUUUUUGUUUGUUUGUUUUUUGAUGCUGGAGGCAGACUGUAGGAAAAGAGCUAUCCUGAAGGCCCAGGGGCCAGACUGCAGAGCUCUGCAAAUGCCUUCCUGGGCCUCUCUCGGCCCACCAGCCCCAAAGCCUGGACUGUGAGGUGCCUAGGUGCAGAGGGCCCUAGGGAAGUCACGCAGCUUCCUGGCUCCGCUCUACUGCUGCCCCCACACCCUUUGCUGAGGCCUGCAAUGACCCUGACCAUCAUGGGCCCAGCUGAUGGUCCUCUCUCCUCUUUGGGCCACAGGCUUCACUCUACUGCUGCCCCCACACCCUUUGCUGAGGCCUGCAAUGACCCCGGCCAUCAUGGGCCCAGCUGAUGGUCCUCUCUCCUCUUUGGGGUACACUGGCCUCUGACCUCCUCCUUCCUCUUCUGGCCCUUCCUCUUGUGCACCCUCUGCCCUCCAUCCUCAUGGCCCUCAUCCUCCCAGUCCUGAGGGUUCCCUCUUCCAGCUUGCCCACAUUCUCUGGCCCCGAGAGCUCCACGGUUUUCCUACUGAGCCUUUCCAGAUCCGUUUCUCUCCAUAGCGUCCUCUUUGCUUUGCUGCUGGGCUCCAGCCUGCAUCCACGUGCUGGGGACAAGCCCCAUCUUCCUCUCUGGACACAGAGAAGCUGCUGUGUUCUCUCCUUCUCCCCGAUUCUCCCCAGCCCCCAAUCCCUACAUGCACAGGACAGGUCUCUGCGUUAUAGUUCCACAGUGUACAGUGGGGCAGCGGUGGAUGCUGAGAGAGAUUCUAACAACGUGGGGCUCACCUGAAAGAAAAGCAAUCCUCAUUCUGAAUCUUAAAUUGUUUUAUUAUCACAUUUACCUCUCUACGUAUUUAUGGUGUGUGUGUGUGCACACGCGCGAGCAUGAGCACAUGCACAUGGAGACCAGAGGACAACUUGCAAGAUUCCAUUCACUCCUUCUAUAGUGUCAAUUCUAGAAAUUGAACUGGGGCCGACAGUUGGGGGGCAAAGGCUAUUAACCCUCUCAGCCAUCUCGAUGGUACGCUCUCCCUCCAUCUUAUUUCUCAAAAAAGAAAAAAAAAAAAAAAAGGAUCUUCUGGAUGCUUUUCAACUGAAACAGGUUAACUGAGUCCUAACCUUGUCCUGUCUUUGAAUAACAGAUAAAUGACUUGAAAACUUUUCCUUUGUACUGCCAUGGCACCUGUGCGUUCCUGCCUUCUCCCCACAGCCCUGCCCAGCUGGCAGGAGGAAGGUCAGCAAAGCUGCUGAUAAGAGGAAUAUAAAGAGGGUUCGGCUCAUGGCAAAGGGGCAGUGGUCUGCUCUCUCGGCAACAUGUUACACUUCCUGGUGUUCGCUUCCCUGGUCCUGUAUGGACACAGCACCCAGGACUUUCCAGAAACCAACGCACGGGUGGUUGGAGGGACUGAGGUCCAGAGGAACUCUUGGCCAUCUCAGAUUUCCCUCCAGUACCGUUCUGGAGGGUUGUGGUACCACACCUGCGGAGGAACGCUCAUCCGACGCAACUGGGUGAUGACGGCCGCUCACUGCGUGGACAGCCAGAUGACUUUCCGUGUGGUUGUUGGCGAUCACAACCUGAGCCAGAACGAUGGCACAGAGCAGUACGUGAGCGUUCAGAAGAUCGUGGUGCACCCCAGCUGGAACAAGGACAACGUGGCUGCGGGCUAUGACAUCGCCCUGCUGCGCUUGGCCCAGAGUGUCACACUCAAUAACUACAUCCAGCUGGGGGUUCUGCCCCAGGAGGGAACCACCCUGGCAAACAACACUCCCUGCUACAUCACAGGCUGGGGAAAGACCAAAACCGACGGGCAGCUGUCUCAGAGCCUGCAGCAGGCAUACCUGCCCAGCGUGGACUAUACCAUCUGCUCCAGCUCCUCUUACUGGGGCUCCACAGUGAAGAGGACCAUGGUGUGUGCCGGGGGAGACGGGGUCCGCUCGGGAUGCCAGGGUGACUCUGGAGGUCCUCUCCACUGCUUGGUGAAUGGCCAGUAUUCUGUCCAUGGAGUGACCAGCUUUGUGUCCAAACUGGGCUGUAACGUCUCUAGGAAGCCCACAGUCUUCACGAGAGUCUCUGCUUACAUCUCCUGGAUGAAUAAUGUCAUAGCCUCCAAUUGAACAUUUUCCCGAGUCAAGACAACGAGUCAACAUUUGCCUUCCCAAGAUGGUUCUUAGCUCUGCGAUGAGACUUGAAGUCAGCAGGAAGGAAAGAGGGUUGGGGUCAUCACUCGGUGGUAGAGCACUUGUUUAACAUGUACCGAGCCCUGGGUUCAUCCCCAACACUGCAACGGGGGGAGGGGGGGUGCGGGUGGUGUGGCUCAGCAGUGGAAGCCUUGUCUAGCAUGUGAGAAGCCCUGGGUUGGGUUCUCCAGCACCCAGGGAAAGGAGGGGGUGGGGAGGAAAGACAAUUCUGAGACUAUUGAACCAGAUACAGAAAGGCAAAUAAAACUGAAUGUAUUAUCACA